AUGGCUUCAGUCACUACAGGCACCCCAAAACCAUUCCAGAUCUCCGUGCCGGACGCAAAGAUCUCUGAACUCAACACCAAGCUCGCCAAUGCCACAUUUCCCACGGAAGUCCAGGGCGCAGAAUGGUCUAUGGGAUCUCCAUUAGCAGACAUCAAGCGCAUCUCGGCAUACUGGCAUAAGAACUUCUCCUGGAGGAACGCAGAGAAGAAAUUGAAUAGCUAUCCUCAAUACACUGUUCCGAUCAAGGUUCCAGGCUGGGAGGAGUUGGAUAUACAUUUUAUCCACCAGCGUUCCGAGCGUCCUAAUGCCAUUCCACUCCUUUUCAUACACGGAUGGCCUGGAUCUUAUUACGAGGUGCUCAAGAUGUUACCUUUACUCACAGAUCCCAAGGACCCGAACAUUCCUGCUUUUCAUGUCGUCGCACCUUCUCUUCCCGGAUAUGCGUGGUCGCAGUACCCUUUCUCAAAACCCGGCUUUGGUCUCAAACAGCACGCCGAAGUCAUGCAUGGCGUCAUGAAGGCAUGCGGAUACGACAAGACCGGGUAUGUCACUCAAGGCGGUGAUUGGGGCGGCUUUCUGACCCGACUGGUGUCGAAAUACUACCCGGAAAGCUGCAAAGCCGUGCACACGAACUUUCCUGUCCAUCCUUUCCCCAAACUUUGGAAGAAUCCUAUAUCUUUCGUGCAAGCGAUCGCUGGAAUCGCAUUGAGCAGUGAAGUCAGAGCUGGUCUUGCUCAUUCACAGAAAUACUUUGCUGAAGGCGAUGGAUAUUUGAAAGAACAAGAUACGAAAUGCCAAACGCUAGGCUACGGCUUGACAGACUCACCUGUUGGACUUCUGGCUUGGAUCUAUGAAAAGCUUCAUGUCUGGACCGACAACUACCCCUGGACGGAAGAGGAAGUGUGCGAAUGGAUAUCGAUCUACGCAUUCUCGAGAGAAGGUCCGAUGACGAGUACCAGAAUCUAUUGGGAAUCAAAUCAUCCCGUUGGCGAAGGCGCGAUGAGUCGUACGGAUGUGAUCAACAUGCAUGUGCCGAAUGUGCCGCUCGCUCUGGCAUACUUCCCAAAUGAGAUUGCCAGGUUGCCGUAUUGCUGGGCGCACAGUCAAGGACCGAUUGUGCAGCAGACUACAUACGAUGUGGGAGGACAUUUCGCUGCGUUUGAGGUGCCGCAAUUACUGGCGAGUGAUCUUAGGAAGCUGUUUGGAAAGGGAGGGGCUUGUGAGGGUAUUGUGCUGGGGCAGAAAGGAUUUUAG
Messenger RNA from Pseudocercospora fijiensis CIRAD86, 1254 nucleotides. RefSeq lists its product as uncharacterized. The record is from RefSeq and is a predicted model, not a curated record. Gene Ontology annotation, biological process: epoxide metabolic process. The coding region runs from base 1 to 1254 and encodes 417 amino acids. Gene Ontology annotation, molecular function: epoxide hydrolase activity. NCBI's taxonomy places the organism in Eukaryota, Fungi, Ascomycota, Dothideomycetes, Mycosphaerellales, Mycosphaerellaceae. The transcript has a single exon.